Molecule: messenger RNA, 282 nt
Organism: Mycosarcoma maydis (corn smut)
Lineage: Eukaryota; Fungi; Basidiomycota; Ustilaginomycetes; Ustilaginales
Exons: 2
Coding region: 1-282 (93 amino acids)
Biological process (GO): Mo-molybdopterin cofactor biosynthetic process
Cellular component (GO): cytosol
Source: RefSeq, a predicted model, not a curated record
AUGUCAAACGGGACGCCAUCUGUGCGCGUGCUAUACUUUGCCUCGGCGCGCACAACCAUCGGCCACUCGAGCGAGACCAUCUCUCUGCCCACCACUCCGUUUCCUCUCGCAUCACUCAUCACUCUUAUCGCCAACAAGUACUCAUCACGAGGAGCGGAAGCGGUACUACGAACCUGUCGCUGGUCGGUCGAUAAUACGCUGAUCGAAAUCGACGAACUGAUCGAGUGGACGCUACACGGACGAGAAGAGGUUGCUGCUAUCCCGCCGGUCUCUGGUGGCUGA